Messenger RNA from Biomphalaria glabrata, 5468 nucleotides. RefSeq lists its product as uncharacterized. The record is from RefSeq and is a predicted model, not a curated record. Bases 26 to 3808 code for a protein of 1260 amino acids. Gene Ontology annotation, biological process: telomere maintenance; DNA repair. The transcript has 2 exons. NCBI's taxonomy places the organism in Eukaryota, Metazoa, Mollusca, Gastropoda, Planorbidae. Gene Ontology annotation, molecular function: DNA helicase activity.
CAAUUAUUUCGCUCAGGCAUUUAAAAUGAUGAGAGAAGUGGAGACAGAAACUAGACAACUUGCAUCAGCAAACGGAAUAGCACCUCCACAUGUUCGACUUUUGUUUACUAAUCCUGAUGGUUUUGAUAUCAGGCGCUACAAUGUCCCCUCAUCCAAUGAAGUAUGUGCUGUGCUGACACUGAAUGCUGAUCAAAGCAUUCCAGCUAAUGAAAUGGUUGUACAUCAGCGAGGCAAAGAAAUAGUUACUUUAAAGAACACAGACAAACGAACAGAGCCCUUCACAUAUCCAUUAUUUUAUCCUAAAGGCACCUUUGGAUAUUCUGUGGAUCUAAAGCUACAACAGCCUUAUCCCAGUCGGCAGCAUCUAACAAGACUGGAAAUGGCACAAUACCGUAUUGCUUAUCGCAAAGGACUCACCAAAAAUCUCCCACUUGAAAAAGAUCGAAGCGAUCUUGAUCUACGUGAAACACAAUUCAACGCACUACAUUUUGGUGGCCGACUGUUUCAGCAGUAUCUGGUUGACACAUUUAUUAGAGUCGAACGCGAUCGCAUCCAGUGGAUCAAGUCCAACCAAAAGAAGAUUCUGGCUGAAAAAUACAUAGGAGUGUCUAACUUUCUUAAAGAACUGGCUGAAAAGAAAGAUGCUGUUGUUAGUGAAACCAUCAUUUUACCAUCCUCCUUCCCAGGCUCAACACGAUACUAUGCUGAACAAUUUGAAGACGCCAUGGCUAUAGUACGACGCUUCGGUUCACCAGACUUCUUUAUAACCAUGACAUGUAAUCCGGAAUGGCCUGAAAUAAAAGAAGCUGCCCGUAUUGUUACCGAGGAAGGGUUUGUUAUUCAGCAGCGAGCUCAAGAUCGUCCUGAUCUCGUUGCGAGAGUAGCAAAGCUGAAGUUUGAAACCAUUAUUGAGGAAUUGUACAAGAAACAAAUCUUUGGGAAAGUAGCAGCCUAUGUUUAUACUAUUGAAUUUCAAAAGCGUGGUCUCCCUCACAUGCAUCUUUUACUAAUUAUGAGAUCGGAAGACAAAGUGCACAAUCCUGAUGAGCUAGAUGAUUUAAUUUCUGCUGAGAUCCCAGACAACACAGAUCCUGAGUUGCGAGAACUGGUAUUGAAAUGGAUGAUCCAUAAUCCUUGCGGUGAACAUGACUUAUAUGCGUCAUGCAUGAAAAACCACAAUGGAAAAAUUCACUGCCGUUUCGAUUUCCCCAAACCUUUUCAAGAAACAACAUCACUGGUUGACGACGAAAAACCAAAAUUAAGACGUCGGUAUGAUUCCAGACUGGACCAGCAGAGCCCUGAAUUUUCUCACGAACUAGCUGUCUACCGAAAAGACAAGUCUGGUAGAAGAAUAACCAGAGACAACCGCCACGUGGCUCCUUACAAUGCAUAUUUGCUGAAACUUUUCAAUUGCCACAUAAACGUUGAAUUUGUUGGAAGCAUUAGAGCAGUGAAAUAUUUAUACAAAUAUAUUUACAAAGGACAUGACUGCGCCUAUAUUAAAAUUGUGGAGGAGCAAAAAAGAAUAAAUUAUAAUGAACCAGACACAUACAUUGAAGGGCGGUGCAUCACACCACCGGAGGCUUGCUGGCGUUUAUCUGGAAAUGAACUCCAAAAGAAGAGCCAUGUAGUGCAACGUCUUGACAUUCAUCUUCCUGGUCACUACCGAAUGUCAGACAUUGUGAAUGUGCAAGAAGAUCUGGCGGAUACUGGCAUUAAGGGAUCCACAUUGGAGUCUUAUUUCAAAACCAAUGCUACCAAGAAGCAAAAAGAAGAAGCUAACCGCCUUGCUGGAAAAGAUGAAGAAAUUAUUUACCAUUUUUAUUGGCAGAUGCCCGAGCAUUUUAAAUGGAUAGGAAGGCAAAGUGAAUGGGUUGAGAGGCUUCGACAAAUCAAUGUUAUUGGUCGUAUCCACAGCGUUAAUUUUGUUGCCCAGCCAGAGUUAUACCAUCUCAGGAUGCUUUUGUACCACGUCAAUGACGCUACAAGUUUUGACGAACUUCUUAAAUUUAAUGGUAUCAGGCAUGCCACGUUCAAGCAAGCGUGUCUGGCUCGAGGGCUUGCCUAUGAUGACCAACAGUGGAUCGAUGGUCUGCAGGAAUCGGCUAUGUCAAAAACGCCUAGAGCCAUGAGAACACUAUUUACACAGAUUUUAAUAUUUGGAUCUCCAGAAAAUCCAAAAAGACUUUGGGAAAUGUUCAAAGCAGAUCUGGCUGAAGAUUUUCUUCUAGAAAUAGGACACACAGGUGGCCGAGUGGAAGACGCGAUAAAUCAUACCUAUCGAAUUAUCGCCUCCAAAUUAAAUACCGAAGCCACAGAAGGCAGAGAUUUUCAGUACUGGGUCAACACCUUUGGCAUGGACAACAUUGACUUUGUCAAUAACCAUUUAAAUGUGGAUAUGCUUAACAACGACAGCUCAAUACUGGAAGGGGAACGGUUGUAUGGACUCCUGAGAGGGAAACAGCUUGACAUAGUGAAUACCAUUCUCGAUGCUGUCACAAGUCAUAACUCUGGACCAAGAUGUUUUUUUAUUGAUGGACCUGGAGGUACUGGAAAAACGUUUGUGUACAAGACUAUUUAUCACAUUCUUCGGGGUCGAAAUUUCAAUGUGAAAUGUAUGGCAUUUACAGGAAUAGCAUCAAUUCUUUUGCCUAAUGGACGCACCUCACACAAAACAUUUGGCCUCAGUGUGCCCCUUACACCUGAAUCAGUUUCAAACAUAAAGCUAGGAUCAAUGAAAGCUGCUCAGUUAGCGGAAGUUGAUGUAUUUUUAAUGGAUGAGGCCCCAAUGCUGCCAAAAUACGGACUUUCUACCAUAGACCAGCUACUAAGAGCAAUCGGCAAUGCAAAAGAGCCUUUUGGAGGAAAAACAAUAGUUUUGGGGGGCGACUUCCGGCAAUGUCUUCCAAUUCAGCCACGAGCUAACAGAAGUGAGCUUUUAGACGUAUCCCUUAAAAAGAGUGACUUAUGGAGACAUUUUAAAAUAUCUCGAUUAACCAGAAAUAUGAGAGUUGAUGAAGAAGAGACGGAUUUUGCCGAGUUUCUUUUAAGGAUUGGAGACGGUGAAGUACCAUUGAAUGAUAUGGGUGAAAUAGCUCUGCCACAAGAUGUCAUCUCAAAAACCAACAUUAUUGACGAAGUUUAUGGGGAUUGUUUGGCAGAUAAAAGUUACGAAAACAUGAAAGACAGGGCAAUUUUGGCUCCCCUAAACAAAGAUGUCAAUUUAAUCAAUUGUGAGCUUAUAGACAGAUUACCUGGAGAGGAAAAAGUCUAUUUUAGCUUUGAUUCAAUCAAGGAUAUGUCAGAAGGUACACUUCAAUUUACCACAGAAUUUUUAAAUUCCAUAGACAUCGCUGAUCUGCCUCCACACAAACUAAAACUAAAAAAAAACACAAUUAUCAUGCUACUUAGGAACUUGGAUGUUUCAGAAGGACUCUGUAAUGGGACGAGGCUCAUUGUCACUGAACUGUGUAACAACAUAAUUAUUGCUAAGAUUCUAACUGGCGAACAUUUUGGAAAGGCAGUUCAUAUUCCCAGAAUCACUCUAGAUUCCAGUAAGGGGAAACUUGGAUGCACAAUGCAGCGCCAUCAAUUUCCUGUGACCCCUGCUUUCGCCAUGACAGUCCACAAAUCACAAGGUCAAACAUUCCAGUUUGUUGGAGUUGAUCUCAGAGUCCCAGUCUUUAUGCAUGGUAUGCUGUAUGUGGCCUUUUCAAGAGUGAAACGACAAAGUUGUUUAAAAGUCCUUCUUCCCCGAGACAACGCAAAUUACACCCGGAACGUUGUGUGGAAGGAAGUGUUGAACUGAGAUAAAGGAGCCUGUUUGUACCGGAGAAUUGAUGUACUGGAUAGCAACUGGUAGUGGGAAGCAGAGAUGUGAGUCCUCAUUAGACAUUGCUAUGCUAGCACCGUGGCUUUGAACCAACGUUAGACUCUCUAUGACCAGCGUUUAUCUGACUCAAGGAAGAUUUGAUAAUGUACCUAAGGCGUGUCUAACUUCAAGAUCCACAGACCUAAUUGUUUAUGUUUUAUCUCUUUGGAUAUGACAUACUUUUAUUAUAAAACAAUAAUAAUCCACUCUAGCCCUACAAUUUAUGUCUGGGAGAAGUAGAGUUCUUUAGUGCUUGGAUAUGUUUACCAAAGAACAGUUUUAUUAGAUCAGAUAAAAAACAAAAAUAUGUGUUACAUUUCUACAAAAUCGAUGCAUUGAAACAAAUGGAGAUCAUAGAGAUCAAAAGUGAUCUAAUGAUAGUGAACAUUUGGUGAAACUUCUCAAAAUGUAUUUUGUUCAUGAAUCAAAUCUUUUUUGCACCAACAUUAUAUUUUUGUAUCAAUUUAUUUUUGUUCUCUAGGAAACUCUUGGGUAUUGUAGUAUUUGUUUAAUACUGCAGUUAAAUAUCCAUUUUUUUUCUAAUACCAUUAAAUUUAAGUAACUGAGUGUUAUGUACAAUUAAUAAAUUUAGAUAACCAAAUAUCAUGCAUGGUCAUUACAUUCAAGUAUCCAAGUUGUAUGUAUGGUCAUUACAUUUAUGUAACCAUGAAGUAUGUAUGGUCAUUACAAGUAUUAUCUAUUAUCAUUACAUUGAAGUAACCAAGUAUUAUGUAUUGUCAUUACAUUUAGGUAAAAAUGGUUUAUGUAUGAUUAUUACAUUUAUUAUAUGUUCUUUUUAAUAAUGCUAUGUAUCUCUUUGUGCCAUUAGUUCUUUUGCCUUCUUAGCCACAAAAAAAUGUUAUUUAUGAUAUUUGUUUGAAAGGCAUUGAUCAUACAUUGAUUGAUUUUUAUUAAGUAAGGGGAAUGAGAUAAAAGUCAAGCAAUCCAGUAGAUUGCUAGCAUUUCUAAGUAAAGUAAAGAAUUUUUUUUAAAAUAUAGAUAAACAAAAUUCUUUAGCUGUGCAAGUUCAGUUCUUUUUCUAGGCUUAUAUUCACUAUUACUAAAGGGCUAAAUUCUAAACAUUGUAUAAAGUAGUCAAAUGUGUGAGUAAUAUCAUUAGGACUUUUACACUAAUGUUUAAUGUAAUUGUACUUUAUAAAUUGAUGACUACAUAGCUCACAUUAUAUCUUGUUAGUGUGUCUGUCUCACAAUGAGAUGAAUGUGUGUAAGCAAGUUUCUAUACAAGUUUAUGUCUUGAAGUGAAAGUAAAAUGGUUGAAAUAAAAAUAUUCUAUUAAUAUUUAUAUUCAAUAUAUUAAACGUUCCUCAAUGAAUUAAAAUCAUUUAAGCUUUUAUACUAUACAAUUGCUCUUUUUUUUUUAUUUUGGUUACAUCUAAUGUUAUUUUUUUUUAAUUCUUCUUUAGUAACUAAAGGUUUUCACAUUAUAACUGCCAUUUGUUGUUUGUUUUUGGUUACACCUAAUGCCAUUUGAGAAAGAUUGUCUUUUAAUAUUAUUCAACAAAUAAUGGUGACCAAAAAGCUUCUUUUAAUUGAAGUUAGAAUUAUUUAAUUUCAUUUUCCUUUUAUUGCCAUCAAA